UCUGCCUCAAGGUCUGCAGCAACGCUGCACACCGGACUGUCUGUUGCAAUUGCCCAGAAAAAAAAGUUUAUUUUAUGUACUUUUUUAAAGGAUUUUGUUUGGCGCUGGCUCCCGAGUUGUCUACAAUCUCAUUAGUUCGUCCGGCGCCACUCGAAUGCAGCAAGUUGGAAGAGAUGGACGAUUUUAUGUUGAACGCUAUCGUGCAGUUUUACAACUCCAGCCAAAACUGCAGCCUGUGUGAGAUGGAUUUCCACGGAGACGGAUCCCCUGCAUUGAGAAUAAUCAUCUCCAUCACCUACUCGAUGGUUUGCGCCGUCGGUCUUGUCGGGAACUUGCUGGUCUUUCUCCUGAUGAAGGCGAAGCCAGGGCGCAGCAAAUCCACCAUGUGCGUCUUCAUUCUCAACCUGGCGGUCACCGACUUUCAGUUCGUCAUGACCCUGCCCUUCUGGGCGGUGGACACCGCUCUGGACUUCAGCUGGCCCUUCGGGGGUGCCAUGUGUAAGAUCAUACAGUCAGUCACUGUCAUGAACAUGUACGCCGGCGUUUUCUUCCUGACGGCAAUGGGCAUUGCCCGCUACUGGUCGGUGUCGUCGGCUCUGAAGGCCAGGGGUAGCGGGCUGCCAUGCUCGGUCAAGUGGAUCAGUGCCCUCCUCUGGUCCGCCGCCGGCCUGGCCACGCUACCCACCGCAAUCUUCUCCACUGUCAGCAACACUGCCGGCGUGAACCUCUGUCUGCUGGACUUCCCCGACGAUGGCCAAUACUGGCUCGCACUCUACCACAUCCAGAAGCUCGUCCUGGCUUUUGUUCUGCCCAUUGCCAUUCUGUCGGUCUGUUAUCUGCUCCUCCUCAGGUUCUUGAGACAACAACACAUGGGCAACAAAAACACCAAGAGGAAUUCGACAGUAACCAGGUCUAUCACCAUCGUUAUGCUCGCCUUCUUCCUCUGCUGGCUACCCAACCACAUCAUCACAUUCUGGGGCGUUUUGGUCAAGCUCAACGUGAUACCUUGGGACAAGACCUACUACUCCAUGCAGUCCUAUGCUUUCCCCGUCACCGUGUGCUUGGCAUACACAAACAGCUGCCUCAAUCCAGUUCUCUACUGCUUAAUGAGGAGAGAGUUCAGGAAAUCUAUGAAAGAGAUCUUCUGGAAGAUAUCUACGCCGGCUUUGACGCACAAGGUCGCAAUACGACCCUUCUCCGGCCCGGUAAAUAACCGGGAACCCACGCACAUGCAGGUCGGAGUGCAUCUGAACAUUAUUGAGAUCGCACAUUACAGCCGAGACCGACUCUAACAGUCGAUGUGAAAACGGUCCCUCCAACUGCACCACACAGCCAAACCCCAAUUAACCGACUGUCUUGGGAGACUGCUGAGGGAAGGUAUCGGGAUUGUUGUGACGGCGAAUAACAACUGGAUAAAUCCGAUGUAGAAUGACCAUCUCGAAAGAAAAAGAUCACUGCUAUGAAAGCCCUUCACUUGAAAAUGUGUGAUUACAUGCAGAAGCGCGAUGGGUUUAGACUGAUGUUGAUCUCUUUACCUCUCAUUUUAGAGACUGCAAAAUCGAAGCUCCGUGCAAUGUUUUAGAGGUUGCAAUUUGUUCCUUAAACGAAGGCAACUUGUGAUCAUCAAAUUCAUUAGUUUAAGGGGUACGAGGGAAUAACUGCAUCGCUUUCACUCCACUUACUUAAGUCAAGGGGCGGAAGGGAGAUCGGACCGCGUCACCCCGGGCAGCCCCGGGUCAGAUGUCCAUUGCUUGUGAAUGUCAUUGUGAUGUGGGUGACCUUGCAAUGUUUCUACCAGAGCCUCUCGACCCACACCGCCUUGGGUCGUUCCUAUGUUGAGAAA
Amblyraja radiata (thorny skate) is the source of this 1843-nucleotide messenger RNA. RefSeq names its product relaxin-3 receptor 1-like. Gene Ontology annotation, cellular component: membrane; external side of plasma membrane. Lineage: Eukaryota; Metazoa; Chordata; Chondrichthyes; Rajiformes; Rajidae. The record is from RefSeq and is a predicted model, not a curated record. Gene Ontology annotation, biological process: positive regulation of cytosolic calcium ion concentration; immune response; G protein-coupled receptor signaling pathway. Bases 75 to 1292 code for a protein of 405 amino acids. The transcript has a single exon. Gene Ontology annotation, molecular function: C-C chemokine receptor activity; C-C chemokine binding.